This is a messenger RNA of Diaporthe citri, 2139 nucleotides long. RefSeq lists its product as uncharacterized. NCBI's taxonomy places the organism in Eukaryota, Fungi, Ascomycota, Sordariomycetes, Diaporthales, Diaporthaceae. Gene Ontology annotation, biological process: carbohydrate metabolic process. The coding region runs from base 1 to 2139 and encodes 712 amino acids. Gene Ontology annotation, molecular function: oxidoreductase activity; zinc ion binding; hydrolase activity, hydrolyzing O-glycosyl compounds. The record is from RefSeq and is a predicted model, not a curated record. The transcript is spliced from 10 exons.
AUGGCGUCACUCAUGCGUGCCGUUGCCUUGAUGGGCGCGUAUAACAUCACAGUCAUCGACGUGCCCAAACCGCUGAUUGUGAACGCAACAGACGCCAUUGUGCGCGUUGCGGCGUCGGCAAUCUGUGGUAGUGAUCUACACAACUACCACCGGGAUUUGGGCUCGCCUGAGGAUCCUCUGCGGAUCGGCCACGAGGCCAUUGGCUACAUCGAGGAAGUCGGCGACUCUGUUGAGACCCUACAGACUGGCGACUGGGUUGUCAUUCCCUUCGCGUUCGACGACGCCGAAUAUGCCCGCACCCCGUACGGGGACGACUCUCUGAUGCCUGUGCCCAUCAACAGCAGCGCCAAUGCCUCGACAAUCCACGACUACCUCUUCAUGUCGGACAUCCUCGCUACAGGCUGGACGGCAAUCGAUUUUGCCGGUCUGCGCCCCGGCGACACGGUUUCUGUUUUCGACGCAGGGCCCGUAGGCCAGAUGGCAGUGCUCUCUGCUGGUGUACCCGGCGCCUCAAAGAUCUAUGUCGCCGACCGCGUGCAGGAUCGGUUAGACCUGGCCGCCGCCCACGGCGCUAUCCCGAUCAACUUCGUGGAGGAGGAUCCGGUGGAGGCGCUACUCCGUCUCGAGCCGGGCGGCAUCACCCGCGUCGUCGACUGUGUGGGCUGGGAAGCCGACGACGCGCAGGGCAACGUCAACAGCAGCAUUGUUCUGCACCAAGUCGGGCAGGUAGUAGCACCGCACGGAGGCAUCGGCGGUGUAGUCGGAGUCUACGGGGCCGGGAACCAGACGCAGGCCGUGGACCUGAGGCCCCUCUUCAUGGGAGGCCUCUCGGUGCGUGGCGGCGUUUCUGCACCGUUGGACCUUGGUACCGAGAUGCUGAAUCUCAUCGCCGCCGACAAGGUGCACCCGAGCUCUAUUAUUACGACGCCUAUAGCCGUCGAUGACCUGCUCGUAUCGGAACUCUACUUCAGUCCGGACCCAUCCAUGGUCUACACCGACGGGAGCUACUACAUGACCCAUACCUCAGACACGCACAUCGAAAUGUCCAAAGCCAAGACACUCGAUGCCCUCGUGUUUGGAGAGACCAAGACUAUCUGGGAGGACACCAACGCCACCCGCAGUGCUCACAUGUGGGCCCCAGAGAUCCACCAUAUCGACGACACAUGGUAUAUGCUGUACUCGUCGUGCCACGCGAACGUAACGUGCUGCGACACCUGCAUGACGCGGAUUCUGAGAGGGUGCGAUGGCUCCAACCCAUAUGAUUGUGACUACGAAUUUUUGGCAGACCUGGUGCCUCCUCCUGGAAGACGUGGAGGCCCGGAGAAGAAUCUGACUUUUUCUAUCGACGGAACAUAUCUAGAAGUCCCAAAUCAUGGACGAUACCACGUUGUCAGUGCGAUGGAUGAGAAUAACAACCAGUCCAUCCAAAUCACCAAGUUGGACACAGAUUCGUGGACCGUCGAGGAGUGGAACAUCAUCUCGCAGCCUGAUCAACCUUGGGAACAGAACUUGACGAACUUCCAAGGGAACGUGACCGGCAUUCCAUUCGCACUGAACGAAGGACCACACCCAUUAUACUACAAAGGGCAAAUUUGGCUGACCUACUCGGGUUCUUUCUGCGGCACUCCAAACUAUGCCCUCGGACUGCUACAAUAUUUGGGCGGAGAUCCUCUGGACAGGUCCUCGUGGCUCAAGACUGGCCCCGUCCUCACACAGGCCAACGGAAACUUUGGAACCGGCCACAAUUGUUUUUUCUCAUCCCCGGAUGGCACGGAAAUAUGGAAUGCUUUCCACGCAACGACCAACCCGGCAGGCUCGUGUGGUGACGACAGGUUCACCAUGGCGCAGAAAAUUGAGUUCAAGGGGAACAACACCCCGAGCUUCGGUAUCCCUCAACCACUUAGCGAGAUGCUAGUACCCCCAAGUGGAGACUACGCGGUUUCGGAAAUCUGGGUCCCUUUCACUCUCUUCUGCGACAUUCUGUUGCCUAACAAGAUCCAGCGUCCCUCGAACGCCAUCGAGGUGUACCGAAAUCGUCUCUUCCAAGUCCUCCUGCACCUUGUCCGCAUUACGGUAAAAACGCUGUUUGAAACUAUCGAUCAAGUUCCUGAAUAUGGCUGUGUCAUGGCCUCACUGUAG